AUGCCCCGAAAACGCACCCGCGACGAGAUGGAGGCCUCUGCCCCCGAAGAGAAGAAGACGGGGCCUUCCAUCUUGCAGAGAAUACGGAACAUGUGGGAAUUUGCUUCUAUAAUGCAGUUCAUCUUCAUAUUUGGCAAAGCAAUCAAGAUCGACGAAGACUUUGACAUCGAGGACUUUGAGGAAGAAUGCCUGAAGCCUGGUUACUCCGAAAAACUCGAAGAAAUAGGCUUGACCCUACUCAAAUGGAUCUCGUCACAUCGUGGUCUUGACUAUACCAUCUGGGACGAAUAUACGCGGCGUCAGUAUCUGGCCAAGGCACCCCAUCUCAACCCUUAUGGUGAAGAAGAGACCCCAAAGCGAUUCCGGGAUUUCGACAUUUUCACCAAGAUCAGAGUGCUGCACCAGUUGACGGUAUGGACUUUUUGGAAUCCCGAUCGCAUAAGAGAGAAGAUGCCCGACCAUCCGCGUGAGGUCGAUCAACUAGAAUGGCGAAUCGAGGAGUUUGGGUAUGACGGUGACGAUCGACAAUACUACCUGCUGGAUGAUAAUCGAUUCUAUCGUCGGACAGACCCUCCCCCGCCACCAGUGCCGAAAGCCAAGCCGAAAGCCAACUCCAAGAAAGCAAUUGCUGCAAGACGAAGAGAGAGUAAACGGAGAAGGCUGGAGGCUGAGUUAGAAGACACUGCAGAUGAACACCACGAAGGGAACGACGAGAGCCACAUGGCCGAUGAAAAGACGCAAGAGCCUUGGGAGAUUGACACCUUUGGCGGUUUCAAGUGGGAGUGCAUUGCCAUCACUCUUACAGACUAUCGAGAAUUAUGCGAAUCGCUGAAGAGAUCUAAAGAUCCCAACGAGAAGUUUCUACGAGAACGUCUUAUUUCGGAAGUAUUACCAGUUAUCGAAGCUGCUGAGGAGAAGCAGCGACGCAAGAUCGAGCGGCGUCAGCGCGAACUUCUAAUGAUGGAAAGAAUGGUUGGAGCCAAGAGAUCGAGUCGAUUGGCAGACAAACAUGACCGCGAACGACGCGAAGCCGAAGAAGCCGAGGCCGAGCGGAAAAAGCAAGCUGACCUCGCCGCUGCCCAUCGAGAGAUGGAGAGACAAGAGAAAAUGGAACAAGAACGUCAAUUCCGGAUGUUGACCCGAGAGCAGCGCAUUCGGGACAGAGAAUACAAACGACUUCUCAAGGAGGAAGAACUUGCUAGAGAUGCCAUCGAACAAAAGAAGAUCGAGGAGGGUGAAAUUCGAGGCUCGGACCGCCAUCUCAAACAGCGCAUCGAAAAGAAUAAGAAAGAACUGGAAGAUCUCAACAACGAGGAAGAAUGGACCUUUGACUGCUCAGGCUGCGGUGUCCAUGGUAAGAAUAUUGACGAUGGUUCACACAGUGUUGCCUGCGAGCGAUGCAGCGUAUGGCAGCAUAGUAAGUGUCUGAAUAUCUCAAAGUCUGCUGCAGAGAAGGACGAUUUCCACUUUGUUUGUAGAGACUGCAGACGAAAGGAAGCAGAAGCAAACAAGCCAAAGAUCUCACUCAAGUUCAAGGUUGGCACUUCUUCUUCACCUGCACCUCCGAGCCCAGCGCUUCCGGUACCACAGUCACCACAGAAGUCGAGCUUCGCCAGCGUUGAAAUACCCAGACAGAAUGCGGCUGGGCCGUCCAGCCAAGGUUCAACAAUGAAUGGAUCCCCGGCACACCAAUCAUCGCCGUCUAGUCGCCCACCAAGCUCUCCAUAUCAUCCUCGACACAUUCAGAGUAACGGUUUCCCCCAGCAAUAUCCACAAGGUGCGGGCAUUUCGCAGCAAGGAUCACCAUCAGCAGGUCUGCACCAACAGCCCAGCGGCUCUCAUCAGUUCAUUCAAUAUGUGCCUGGCUAUCCUCCACAACAAUCGGCACAUAUGGUCGGGAAUGGCUUCGCUAGAAAUCCCCCUCAACCGAGUGCGCAUGCGCCUUCUCACAAUGGUACUGCUUAUCAAUUCCAAAACUAUCCUUACGAGCAACGACAUCUGGCAUCCGCACAGGAUAUGCCUCGCCAGCAAACACAGUCGCCCGCAAAUCGGCAAGCAACGAACAGUACUGGCCGUCUCCCGUCUCCAGUGUUCAAUCGUCCGAUGAUGUCUCCUACUCAGGGUAAUAUGGACGUCGGACCCGUUGCAGGGAUCCCUCAGAAAUCUCCAUCUCUCGGUCAAAAUGCCACGAAUGGUGUAUCUGUGAACGGCUUGCAGCCUCAGCCAAACGGUGUCGCUAGCCAAGUCCAUGCGACGCCUCGAGCCUCGUCCCAGCCUUACGAGGCUCAGACCCCUACUACACAGCCCAUCUCCGGACUUUCACCAAGGAAGCAACCUACCCCCCAACACUUCCCGCCUCCUUCCAUCAUGAUCCAGAAGCGGAAUAGUAUGUCCCCGACACUGCAAGCGAGUGCUGUGGCAAGUGGACAUGCCGAGAAAAGGACAGUCAGCGGCACACCUGUUCUUCCACCGAUCGAGAACCUCCGACCUAGCCCCGAGCAGAUGAGGAAGAUGAGCAGCAAUGAACCUGUUCCGACACCGAGCAAGCAACCUCAGCCAUCUCCGACCAUGGCGGGUGCCGACCCUGGCGAAUUUUCCAAUUUCCACAGCAGCAGCUCGCCCCCUGAUAAGAUGGAGGAUGUACAGCAUGUCACCGGUGCCGAGGUGAAGACCUCAUGA
This is a messenger RNA of Exophiala spinifera, 2679 nucleotides long. RefSeq lists its product as uncharacterized. NCBI's taxonomy places the organism in Eukaryota, Fungi, Ascomycota, Eurotiomycetes, Chaetothyriales, Herpotrichiellaceae. Gene Ontology annotation, cellular component: RSF complex. Bases 1 to 2679 code for a protein of 892 amino acids. The record is from RefSeq and is a predicted model, not a curated record. The transcript has 5 exons. Gene Ontology annotation, biological process: regulation of DNA-templated transcription.